Messenger RNA from Trichoplax adhaerens, 2628 nucleotides. RefSeq lists its product as uncharacterized. Gene Ontology annotation, cellular component: MCM complex; nucleus. Gene Ontology annotation, molecular function: ATP binding; single-stranded DNA helicase activity; single-stranded DNA binding. NCBI's taxonomy places the organism in Eukaryota, Metazoa, Placozoa, Uniplacotomia, Trichoplacea, Trichoplacidae. The coding region runs from base 379 to 2391 and encodes 670 amino acids. Gene Ontology annotation, biological process: DNA strand elongation involved in DNA replication; mitotic DNA replication initiation; DNA replication. The record is from RefSeq and is a predicted model, not a curated record. The transcript has 20 exons.
CUGUAUUCAUCUCCACUGCCGUAUCGUUCAAGUGAACCUGAUGGUGGAUUUAGCUCACCGCUGACAUACAGUGGUACGCCAAAUUCUCGCGUUGGUGGUACAUCUAGAACAUUACCAUCUGGAACUCCUAUAAGAAAUAGGAGCGAUAUUCGCAGUGAUAGGCGAUUGCGCCAAGUAUCAUUGACACCUGGUGGCAGUUCAGAUGCCAUCGUUCCUGAUUCUACUGAAAAUUCUGCUGGAACGGUUGAUUCUUAUAAUUUGCCUCAGCUUGUUAUUUGGGGUACCAAUGUUUCUAUAAAUGAAACUAAAGCCAAAUUCGAAAAAUUUAUUCGUAAAUUUGUUGAGAGCGAUGAUAAUAGCUCGCAGGCACCAUUUUAUAUGCAAUUGCUUGAAGAGAUUAAUACUCUCGAAGAGCCUUUCCUCAAUCUGAACUGUAAUCACUUAUACCAGUUUGAUGCAGAUUUAUAUCAGCAGUUAAUUAAUUACCCUCAAGAAGUGAUUCCUACUUUCGAUAUGGCUGUUAAUGAUAUAUUUUGUAGUACCUACAAAGAUACUCUUCUAGAGCAUCAAAUUCAGGUACGGCCAUUUAAUGUACAUAAAACCUCAAAUAUGAGAAUGUUAGAUCCCGAAGAUAUCGAUCGCUUAAUAACAAUCCAUGGAAUGGUAAUCCGUACGUCAUCUCUAAUACCGGACAUGAGAGAAGCUUUUUUCCGCUGUAGUGUUUGUCAGACGUCUGUAGCGGUAGAGGUUGAUCGUGGUAAAAUUGCAGAGCCUACCGUUUGUCGUCACUGUAACACAUUACAUAGUAUGCAGAUAAUACAUAACAGGUGCAAAUUUACCGACAAACAAAUGAUGAAGCUACAAGAAUUGCCAGAUAGUAUGCCUCCAGGACAGACACCUCAUACUCUUACUUUAUAUGUUUAUAACGAUCUCGUUGAUAGUGUCCAACCAGGCGAUCGCGUUACACUUACUGGCAUUUACCGUGCUACGCCGCUGCGCGUUAACCCAAGGCAAAGACAAGUAAAAUCAGUUUAUAAAACCCAUAUUGAUGCAUUACAUUUUACAAAGAGUGAUCUCAGGCGGUUAUCUGAAUUUGAUAACAGCGGAUCUAACCAGCGUUUGAACCCUGAGAGAAUUGAAGAAUUGAAAGAACUAUCAGAAUUGCCCGAUAUUUAUGAACGGCUAUCUCAGGCUGUUGCUCCUAGUAUCUUUGGAAAUGAAGAUAUCAAGAAGGGGAUUCUUUGUCAGCUCUUCGGCGGCACCUCUAAAGAAUUUGGUGAUUCAGGACACAGUCGAUUCAGAUCGGAGUUAAAUAUUCUUUUAUGCGGUGACCCAGGAACCAGUAAAUCUCAGCUAUUACAGUAUGUCCAUAAUUUAAUUCCUCGAAGUCAGUAUACAUCUGGUAAAGGCUCUUCAGCGGUAGGCUUAACAGCUUACGUUAUUAAAGAUCCGGAAACUCGACAGCUUGUUUUGCAAACUGGUGCCCUUGUGUUAAGUGACAAUGGCAUUUGCUGCAUAGAUGAAUUUGAUAAAAUGAGUGAAAGCACGAGAUCCGUACUCCAUGAAGUUAUGGAACAACAAACACUAUCAAUAGCCAAGGCUGGAAUAAUCUGUUCUUUAAAUGCUCGAACUGCUGUUCUUGCUGCUGCUAAUCCUCGUGAAUCAAGAUGGAACCCUAAAUUGACUACUGUGGAAAAUAUUCAGCUACCACACACACUUUUAUCUCGGUUCGAUUUAAUAUUUUUGAUCUUGGAUCCCCAGCACGAGGAUUAUGAUAGAAGAAUUGCCAAUCACUUGGUUUCGUUAUAUCAUCAAACAGUAGAAGAAGAAGCGGAGGAAAAGCUUGACAUGAGCAUUUUAAGAGAUUAUAUCUCUUACGCGCGUACUUUUGUACAACCAAAGUUAUCUGAAGAAGCUUGUCAAACUCUUAUUCAGGCUUAUGUCGAAAUGCGAAAAAUUGGGAGCUACAAAGGCACUAUUAGUGCGUACCCGCGGCAACUAGAAUCAUUGAUCAGGCUUGCUGAAGCUCAUGCUAAGAUCAGAUUUUCAACGACUGUUGAGAAUAUUGAUGUUGAAGAGGCAAAAAGACUCUACAGAGAGGCCUUAAAACAAUCAGCACUAGAUCCAAGGACUGGCACUAUUGAUAUCAGUAUAUUGUCAACUGGUUUAAGUGUAUCGGACCGUCGACGCCAGGAACAACUUGGAAAGGCACUGAGAAAGAUUUUAGAAUCCAAAGGUAGCAAGCCUUCUCUUCAGUAUCAAGCAAUCCUGGAUGAAUUGAGACAAUCGUUUGAUUCUGUAAUAACUAAUCAACAAUUCGACUCGGCUUUAAGAAACUUGCAGGAAGAUGAUUUCUUAAUUGUUACGGGUAGAACCAUCCGAUUAACUUAAGCUACCUCUAAAUAAAUUUAAUAUAUUUAAUAAUGCAAAUUAUUAUUUCUUUACUCACCAGUCAUAUAGCUCGUUAUAGUAUAGCCUUUUUGUAAAGUCUCAGUUCUCUGAUUGUAUUUUACAAGUUUGAUGACGAAUAAUGGUAACCGUUAUCUAUGAUAUAUCAUAUUAUACUUUAUUAAGUAUUUACUCAGGUUCAAACAUUUGAUUGCAUCGAAAAAUAAAUAUAAUAUAAAC